This is a messenger RNA of Drosophila persimilis, 1623 nucleotides long. RefSeq names its product exosome complex component rrp45 (gene Rrp45). Gene Ontology annotation, biological process: U4 snRNA 3'-end processing; nuclear polyadenylation-dependent mRNA catabolic process; nuclear polyadenylation-dependent rRNA catabolic process. Gene Ontology annotation, cellular component: nuclear exosome (RNase complex); cytoplasmic exosome (RNase complex). The record is from RefSeq and is a predicted model, not a curated record. The transcript is spliced from 3 exons. NCBI's taxonomy places the organism in Eukaryota, Metazoa, Arthropoda, Insecta, Diptera, Drosophilidae. Bases 51 to 1247 code for a protein of 398 amino acids.
GCCGUACCAGUAUCAAAUCCAAAACAGAGCAAAAAUCAACAAGAACUAAAAUGUUUAUGAACACAGGCUUUUUCGAGCCGGGUAAAACAAAGACCGAACGUAAAUUCAUUCAACAGGCGGUGAAGCAGAGCCAACGCCUCGAUGGCCGCAAGUCCGGCGAAAGCCGCGAUGUCCAACUAACCUUCGGUGGGGAAUAUGGCUCGGUGGUCGUGUCGCUUGGCGAUACCAAGGUAAUGGCUCAGGUGACUUGCGACAUGGGCACACCGACCACGUCCAGGCCGAACGAGGGCAAGCUCCAGCUGUAUGUAACACUGGCAGGCGUUUCCUACCUAGACUCGGUACAGAAGACGCACGAUAAGCGCUCGCUCACGCUUAAUUCGCUGCUGGAGCGGACAUUCCGCACCUCACGUUGUGUGGAUCUGGAGUCUCUGUGUGUGGCCUCCGAGCUGCAUGUCUGGUGCAUCCGUGUAGACGUCAAUGUUCUCAAUCACGAUGGAAAUCUGUAUGAUGCCAGCACUGUUGCCGUUUUGGCUGCCCUUAUGCACUUUCGCCGUCCAGACGUGACUUUUACCGAUGGUGAGCUUCGCACCUACACGGAGAAGGAGCGCGAUAUGAUACCCCUGCUCUUUCUGCACUAUCCUGUGAGCGUCACCUACUGCAUCUACACAAGCAACUUUCAGCCCUUUGUAGACCCGACGCUACUGGAGGAGAAUACCGCCGAUUCGACUAUUAUUUUGAGCUUUAACUCCUACCAGGAGCUGUGCACCCUCAAUGCUGGCGGCACUGUCCCAACUGAUGUUCGCACCAUCAUGCAAUGUGCCCGGAGUGCUGCGAAUCGGUGCAAGGCCAUGGUUACAUUCGUCCGAAAGGCCUUGGAUCAGGAUGAGCAGCAAUGUUUAGAGGGCACUAAGAAAAACACUGGCAUGCUGGGUUUAAUGGAAAACUCGUCACAGAAGCUGAGCUUCAAGACUCUCAUGAAGGGGGAUCAAAAACAGCAGCAGUAUAAAACAGAGGACAUGGAUUUAGAAGUGGAGGCCAAGCCGAAUCCAAAGCUCGAAGCAGACGAAGGGGAGAACGCCGAUAACGUCGAGAACGUCGAAAGCGAUCAACCAGCACAGGAAGAGGAACUACCCAUGGACGACAGCGGCUGGCUGCCGCAGGAGCCUGAACCCACAAUAGAUCCGACAAAGCAGAGCCCUGGCAAACCCAAGCGUAAGCGCAACAAGGGCAACAAAAAGAAGCAGUAACAGAGUUCCUCCUAAAAAAGGAAUGGUUUCUAGGGCGGUACGGAGGAAAAGGAAAGCGAAGCAAGUCAUCUAUUUGUAAACAAUUUAUGUAUAAUAAAUCUAUAAAUUAAUAGGUUAGACAGGCUUUCCAUUAAUGUUUACUUAAGCUUAAUAAUUGUAUGGCUAAAAUCAGUCUAGACCUUAACACAAUUCGUUCAGUUUGUCAGCGCCCACUGAUAUACAUCUUAUUUAAGCUUAAACUAGCAUUACGUGGUGGGGCAGGGGAAGCCACAGCCCCAGGCAGAAGAUCGCGGUUGUCUGUUCGAGUAUUGCAAGACAUACAACCAGUAGAACGAACUUCAAUUAAAAGAAAACUAAUUCGUUUCACUUAUUUCGA